Salvelinus namaycush (lake trout) is the source of this 2474-nucleotide messenger RNA. RefSeq names its product N-sulphoglucosamine sulphohydrolase-like. The coding region runs from base 284 to 1822 and encodes 512 amino acids. NCBI's taxonomy places the organism in Eukaryota, Metazoa, Chordata, Actinopteri, Salmoniformes, Salmonidae. Gene Ontology annotation, biological process: glycosaminoglycan catabolic process; heparan sulfate proteoglycan catabolic process. The record is from RefSeq and is a predicted model, not a curated record. The transcript is spliced from 11 exons. Gene Ontology annotation, molecular function: N-sulfoglucosamine sulfohydrolase activity.
AGCUGCGUUUGCGUUGUUUCCGGAAGUAGAUCAAAUUGAUUUUCACACUGCAUUUUAUACGAUCAAGAGAAAACAAGAUAUUUAUUAUUUCUAGAGUAAUCAGUAAAUAGAGGGUAGGCUUAGUUCAAUGUAGAAUAUGUCAAUAAUGUCAAACAAACACUUUGACGGGAGUGUUUGAGACAAGCUUUAUAGAGCUGAUGCUAUAUUUUCUUAAAAAAUGAACUCUGCAAUUUACUGCAACUGAAAAGAUUGUGUUUAUGAUUUGUAACUUUAUGAGACGGAUAUGGCCGUUGGUCAUGAUGUGUUAGUUGUGUUGCUGGCGGUAAUAUGCUGUGUUGGAGAGUGCAAGAAGAGGAAUGUUCUUCUGAUUAUCGCGGACGACGCAGGCUUCGAGACGUCGGUCUAUAAUAACACCGUGGUCCGUACGCCUCACCUAGCCGCCCUGGGUCGACGCAGCCUGGUGUUCCAGAAUGCCUUCACCUCCGUUAGUAGCUGUUCUCCCAGCCGAUCCACCAUACUGACAGGCCUGCCGCAGCAUCAGAAUGGUAUGUACGGCCUGCACCAGGGAGUCCAUCACUUCAACUCGUUUGACGGAGUACAAAGCCUACCUCUACUGCUGGGCCAAGCUAACAUACGCACAGGGAUCAUUGGGAAGAAACACGUAGGCCCUGGCCCUGUCUAUCCCUUUGACUUCGCCUACACAGAGGAAAACAACUCUGUACUUCAGGUGGGUCGGAAUAUCACCCGGAUCAAACUACUGGUCAGGAAGUUCUUCCAGACCCAGAGAAAGGAAGAGGAAGAGAGACCGUUCUUCUUGUAUCUAGCGUUCCAUGACACCCACCGCUGUGGACAUUCCCAGCCGCAGUACGGAGCGUUCUGUGAGAAGUUUGGGAACGGCCAGAGUGGAAUGGGGAGGAUUCCAGAUUGGAAGCCAGAAUACUACACCCCAGACCAAGUCAAGGUGCCCCACUUCGUCCCAGACACCCCUGUAGCGAGAGCUGAUUUGGCUGCCCAGUACACUACAGUUAGCAGACUGGACCAGGGUAUUGGUCUGGUGCUGGCUGAGUUGAGGGAGGCUGGUUAUGAGAAUGACACCUUGGUGAUCUACAGCUCUGAUAACGGUAUCCCUUUCCCCAACGGACGCACCAACCUGUACGGAUCAGGCACCGCAGAACCCAUGUUGGUGUCAUCACCUGAACACAGGGAGAGAUGGGGAGGAACCAGCCAGGCCUACGUCAGCCUACUGGACAUCACCCCCACCUUACUGGACUGGUUCUCCAUCCCGUACCCCUCAUACUGCCUCCCCGGCACCUCUACCACCCCUGUCAGCCUCACAGGCCGCUCCCUCCUCCCUGCCCUCAUCGCUGAACCCUCACCCGCCGCCUGGCACACCGUCUACGCCAGCCAGUCCCUCCAUGAGGUGACCAUGUACUACCCUAUCCGCUCCAUCCACCAGGGGGCGCACCGCCUGCUCCACAACCUCCACUACCGCAUGCCCUUCCCCAUAGACCAGGACUUCUAUGUCUCUCCCACCUUCCAGGACCUGUUGAAUAACACCCUGGCCGGACGGCCCACAGGUUGGUUCAAGACCCUGCAACAAUACUACUACAGGGACCGCUGGGAGCUGUUUGACUUGCGGUCGGACCCAGAGGAGACUGUGAACCUGGCUGGGGACCCAGCUCUCGCCCCGGUCCUGGAGAGCCUCAGAGACAGGCUGCUGAAGUGGCAGUGGGACACUGGGGAUCCGUGGGUCUGUGGACCAGACGCUGUGCUGGAGAACAAACUGGAACCACACUGUCGACCGCUCUACAACGGACUCUGACCGCAACUAGACCACAACUGGACCGCAGCUAGACCACAACUAGACCCUGGUUGAUUCACAAUCAAUCAUGUUUAUUUUAUAAAGCCCUUUUAACAUCAGCGGUAGUCACAAUGGGCUUCCUAGUUAGCCGGCCUGAACCUCCACAGAGCAAUCAGUGCAGAAGAAGAAUCCCAGUGGCCAGGAACAUCUACCAAGAAAGAAGGAAUCUAGGAAGUAAGAUGGAGAGGAAUCCGGCUCCUACGAUGGCCCAUCCUUUUCUGGCUGUAACAGGUAGAGGUUAAGAGUACAUGUGGCCAUUAAGAGUACAUGUGGCCAUUAAGAGUACAUGUGGCCAUUAAGAGUACAUGUGGCCAUUAAGGGGGUACUUGGGGGUUUUGUGCAGCCACAACUGUCUUUAUGUUAAUGCGAGUUAUAACCCACGAGUUAUGACUAUAGGGCCAGGAGUUUUGACCAGAAACCGCCUCGUGACCUGAACAGGAAGAACUAUGGGCUAUGAUUAUGAUGACCAUCUAUGGCUGAAAAACAAAUGUGGUAUAGCUUCAGUGCAAAUGUACUGGAUUUCAUACAAUGUAUGUUUUGUAUGAUUUCAGUUUAACAUCUAGAUGUUAUUGAGAUUUUAUGUAUUUUGUAAAAUAAAGUAUUUUCUUGCUUC